Molecule: messenger RNA, 1377 nt
Organism: Melitaea cinxia (Glanville fritillary)
Lineage: Eukaryota; Metazoa; Arthropoda; Insecta; Lepidoptera; Nymphalidae
Product: facilitated trehalose transporter Tret1-like
Exons: 7
Coding region: 1-1365 (454 amino acids)
Biological process (GO): transmembrane transport
Cellular component (GO): membrane
Molecular function (GO): transmembrane transporter activity
Source: RefSeq, a predicted model, not a curated record
AUGGAUUGUCUCACUAUUACAUUGUUCGUAGAUAAAUACAAAGAUGAAGCGGUUUACAUAGGGCAACUGCUAGUAGGGUUCACGAUAAGUUGGACAGGACCUAUUUUUCUGAAAAUUCGUGAUCCUGCUCUAUCGCCGUUGUCAUAUUUACCAACAGAAACAGAGCUAUCUCUAAUUGCAUCUCUGUUAUACGUUGGAGGUAUUCCUGGUCCUUUUAUAACGAGUUGGUUAUCAAAUGUACAUGGCAGGAAACCUUGCAUAAUAAUGGGAGGCGUAGUGUGUUGCUUGGCGUACAGUGUGCUAGUGUGGGCUCAAAGUUUAGCCAUGUUAUACUGUGCCAGAUUAUUAGCAGGUUUAGCAAUAGGUAUAAUUGCUGUGAUGAACCUAGUACAUAUCGGUGAAAUAGCAUCUUCAAAUAUCAGGGGUAUACUUUUAACGAUUAUUGGCAUAUUUACAACAUGUGGAUCUAUACUGGUGUUUGCUGUUGGACCGUACUUUUCAUAUAAAAUAGCAACGUCUGUUGGCUUGGCUUUAAGUCUAGCGUUCACACUACUUACUUUAUUUAUACCAGAAUCACCAAUAUUUUUUGUAUUAAAAGAUAAUGUUGAUGAAGUUAGAAAAACAUUAAACGAUUUAGGCAGAGAAGGUGACAUAGAAAACAUAUUGGAGACCAAGAACAACUUUACGAAUAAAACGACUAAAAAAGAUUGGGUUGAACUUAUAACACUGAGAAGUAAUAAGAGAGCAAUGUUCAUCGUGUUCACAUUGAACAUUUUGCAACACUGUAGUGGCAUUUUUGCUAUAUUAGCAUACUCUGGAUCAAUAUUUGCAAUGUCUGGAUCAUCAAUAAGCCCGAACAUAUCUAUGUUGAUAAUUGGCUUAUUUCAAGUAACUGGAAGCGCAUCAGCACCGUUUUUUGUUGAAAGAAAUGGGAGGAAAAUGCUAUUAUUUUUAUCUUGUGUUGCAUGUUUUCUGAGUAUGUUAUUACUUGGAGUUUACUUUUAUUUGGAUCACAUACAAUAUGCUGCAUUGAAAAAUGUAAAAUGGUUGCCGCUUCUUAUUCUCAUUGUAUUUGUUAUUGGAUAUGAUGCUGGUUUAAGUGUUAUUCCAAAUGUCCUCGUCGGUGAGAUGUUUACAACCAAUGUGAGAAGUAAAGGUUCAGCCGUAGCUGUGUCUUUGUCGUGGUUGUCAGGUUUUCUGGUGACGAUUGCUUUUGGAGCAAUAACAGAUAAUAUCGGCAUAUACGCAGCGUUCUGGUUUUUCUCUUGCACUAGUUUUAUCGCGUGUUUGUUUACAGUAUUUUUUGUCCCGGAAACAAAAGGAAAGAGUUUGCUAGAGGUUCAAGAGAUAUUAGAAAAUAAAUAAAUGUACAAACUA